This is a messenger RNA of Knipowitschia caucasica, 513 nucleotides long. NCBI's taxonomy places the organism in Eukaryota, Metazoa, Chordata, Actinopteri, Gobiiformes, Gobiidae. The record is from the annotation of a GenBank genome assembly.
AUGAGACAUGUUCAAUCCACAGACUCAGACCUCCUCACUCCCUCAGAUCCACAGACUCAGACCUCCUCACUCCCUCAGAUCCAGAGACUCAGACUUCCUCACUCCCUCAGAUCCAGAGACUCAGACUUCCUCACUCCCUCAGAUCCAGAGACUCAGACUUCCUCACUCCCUCAGAUCCAGAGACUCAGACUUCCUCACUCCCUCAGAUCCAGAGACUCAGACUUCCUCACUCCCUCAGAUCCAGAGACUCAGACUUCCUCACUCCCUCAGAUCCACAGACUCAGACCUCCUCACUCCCUCAGAUCCACAGACUCGGACCUCCUCACUCCCUCAGAUCCACAGACUCAGACCUCCUCACUCCCUCAGAUCCACAGACUCAGACCUCCUCACUCCCUCAGAUCCACAGACUCAGACCUCCUCACUCCCUCGGACUCAGACCUCACUCCCUUAGACCCACAGAUCCAAACCUCCUCACUCCCUCAGAUCCUUGAGGUAUUUCCCAGGCAGGUAUGA